UCUGUGCUCUAAAUAUUGAUUCGCCAUCAAAUAUAUUGUUUACAAACGAUGAAGCAAUACAGAAACAAAAAAUAUAAAGUGCGGUGUUGUGUUGCUUUCUGCAGUAAUGCUUCCGCAUCGGAGGCGUCUGGCAAACACGAGGAGAUAAGUUAUCAUCCUUUCCCCAGAGAGGUGCAACUCCGUACGGCUUGGCUCAGAGCCCUCGGCAAAGAACACGCUUACUACCUGCCCGAAACUUCUGUGGUCUGCUCACAGCAUUUCCUCAGUGAAGACAUUUAUGAAACGGAAACUGGUGUAAAGCAAAUUGCCAAUGGCGCUAUUCCUUCAACAGUGCAGAUUUGCACGAUGUGCCUUGACAUUGACAGCAAGCUCCUUCUAAUGAGUAAACACAAAUUGGAACAAGCAUAUGAAAAGUUAACUGGAUAUCCUUUGUGCGAUCAAGGAAACCUGAAGCAUACAGUCUGCGUGCAGUGUAGUCAGAUAUUAAAAAAAAUUGAUGGGUUUAGAGAAAAGAGUUUGAGAGCACGUUCAUUGCUGAUGGACCUCGUUAAAAAAUAUGAAUUUAUAACCGUUAAACAUUUAGAAAUGACAAAUUGUACUAAGAGCCAACUAACGGGUAAUGUUGUGGCAAAAGUCCUGGAACCUGGCCGCUGUGACAUAGUAGAACUACCUGAUGAAGAUAAAGAGAUGGAAUGCGAUGAAACUGUGGACCUGACUGAAACCUUAGAAGUAACAAACGGUUACUGUGAUGACACUUUGUUAGUUGACAGUGAAUUGGAAUUGUUAAAUCAAUCAGACAUAUGGCCUACAACUGAAGAAAACUUAUCAGACAGUUCAGAGAAACAAUCAGAUGGUCUAUUGAAAGAUUCGAACAAGAAUCCUUAUGAUUCCUGCUUUGCAAAAGAGGAUGGGAAGAUAGAGCUGUUCAAGUACGAAAAUGAUAAUUUUGCAUGUUUACAGUGUUUUGAAGAGUUCACCGAUGAACUCGAUUACACUUAUCAUAUGAGAAUGCAUACCCAGAGUGAGGGAAAUAUUACAACACAAGUGUGCGAAAGUCAGACCGCUGUGAGCUCUAGCUGGGACAACACACCCUCAUCCGGGGCGUGGAACAAGCCGCGCGUCCAGGAGCUGGACGAUGUCUCUCCCCCUCCCGCAGACUCGGCUCCCCCUUCGGAUAAUUCUUUCUCCGUGCGGCUUGCGACUACUGACGUAAACAAAGUGUACCCAUCUGAUGGAGCCGUCGCAAUACAGAAGAAUAAUUUUGUCCUUACAAGUAAAACUGGCGAAUUAGUUGACCAAUUCUCUGACAACAAUCGUAGAAUAAGCACAAACAUAGAGAGACUCCCAAAUUGUGUAGUCAAAUUAUAUGAUAUUUUCGCGAAUUCGAAAUAUGCAGCGUUAAGAUCGCCGCAGAAGACGCAAAAAGCUAUAAGAAAUUUAAAUUGUCAGACCACAAACCAGUAUAAAUUCCAUGAGACAGAAAACAUUAUUUCAAUCACUAAUGUACUCGAAGUAGCAGAGAGUGAAUUUUCAGAAAAUUUUGGUGAUAUUCAAUCAAUUGCGCCAUUGUAUAAUUUACGCACAAGUACUGAGAAAAUAUGCUUUAUAUGUGAUGUUUGUCGAAUCACGUUCAAACGGAAAGGUCUCUUAGUCAAACACGUGAAAACUCAUACUAAAGUAAAUCUUUUUUCUUGUAAGUUUUGCAAAUUAGAAUUUAAUUGUGAAAAUAAUUAUGCAAUACACAUGCAAAUACACAGGCAUAUCAAAAGAUUUUCUUGCAAUCUAUGCGAUUAUAAUUGUGCCCAAAGCGGUACCCUGGUGAGGCACAUGAGAAUCCACACUGGUGAAAAGCCCUUCUCUUGUAAUUUGUGCGAUUAUAAAUCGGCAUAUGGUAGUAAUCUAACAAAUCACAUGAAAAAGCACACUGGUGAAAAAUAUUUUUCUUGCAAGUGGUGCCAUUAUAAAUCUGCAAGUGGUCAUGGUCUGGAAGGUCACAUGAGAACCCAUACUGGUGAAAAGCCUUUUUCUUGUAAGUUGUGUAAAUAUGCAAGUGCUUAUAGCAGUGCCCUGAAGAAACACAUGAGAACUCACACUGGUGAAAAGCCUUUUUCUUGUUUGUUGUGCGAUUAUAAAUCGGCAAAUAGUCAUAAUCUGGAAACUCAUAUGAGAACCCACACUGGUGAAAAGCCCUUUUCCUGCAAGUUUUGCGAUUUUAAAUGUGCACGAAAUGGUAAUCUUUCAAGUCACAUGAAAACUCAUACUCGUGAAAAGCCCUUUUCUUGUUUGUUGUGCGAUUAUAAAUCUGCAUAUAAUUGUGAUCUGGCAAGUCACAUGAGAACCCACACUGGUGAAAAGCCUUUUUCUUGUUUGUCGUGCGAUUAUAAAUCGGCAUAUAGUAGUAAUCUAGCAAAUCAUAUGAAAACACACACUGGUGUGAAGCCUUUUUCUUGCAAUUUGUGCGUUUAUGCAAGUGUAAAGAGAAGUGGCCUGGUGAGACACAUGAGAACUCACACUGUUAAAUAGUCUUUUUAUAAAAGUAAUGCGACUAUUAAACUGCAAGGUACAUUAGUAGAGUAUGGGUCAUUAUAAGUUAAAAGGUUAUAUGUUGUAUAAAGUGCCGGCAUGGCGUUUUUUUAUAUUUAUACUUAAGUAUACAUCUUUUUUUUAAUUAAUACUUUGAAGUUGAAAAUGUUUACAAAGUGGCUAGCCAAUUUGUUGGUUUUAUCUCGUUUUAUAAGUGACCAGGGUAAAUACUCACUACAGGGUACAGACAAAAUGCACAGGGGAGGUUACUUUAUGGACAGGGAAGAGAGAUAGACGUUCCUCAUAACAACUACUUUCGCCAAAGGUUGUCUGCUAGGGAUCGCUUUAGCGAUAAGAC
Molecule: messenger RNA, 2881 nt
Organism: Pararge aegeria (speckled wood butterfly)
Lineage: Eukaryota; Metazoa; Arthropoda; Insecta; Lepidoptera; Nymphalidae
Product: zinc finger protein 28-like
Exons: 9
Coding region: 49-2523 (824 amino acids)
Biological process (GO): regulation of transcription by RNA polymerase II
Cellular component (GO): nucleus
Molecular function (GO): DNA-binding transcription factor activity; RNA polymerase II cis-regulatory region sequence-specific DNA binding; zinc ion binding
Source: RefSeq, a predicted model, not a curated record